This is a messenger RNA of Porites lobata, 11870 nucleotides long. The record is from the annotation of a GenBank genome assembly. NCBI's taxonomy places the organism in Eukaryota, Metazoa, Cnidaria, Anthozoa, Scleractinia, Poritidae.
AUGUCCAGAGAAAACUUACACGUAAGUAAUAGUUUAGAGAAGACUAAUUAAGGGAAGUUAAGCUUAAGUUAACAUGUACUGAUUGGAAACCUAGAUUGAAAUGGAACCGCGUUCAGCACCAAUAUAAAACUGCUUUCACGAGGGAACAUUAAGCUUACUUGGGGAACUUCAGUUUGAGAAUGACGAUCUGCUUGGCACUUUUUGUUAAACUAUUGGUCAAAACAGUAACUGUUGUAAUAUGAUGAUGAAUAAUUUUCCUAGGCCUUGCUCGGGUAAACUGCAGCCGAGGGUUGUAUACGCUCUCUAAAAAUGAGACUUAACUCAUCAUCUUUCAGGCCCUUUUGAACCAAUUCUUUGUGUGGCAAGCUUUAACGAGCUGUACUACAUUGUGGCAUAGAUGCUAAAAAUGGCACUUGUCAUGAGCAAGUGUAGUAUAAACUGCUUUUACCAUAUUUUGCAUGUCCAUAAGAACAAUACCAUGUAACCAAAACCUCUUUCAAGUGAAAGAAAUGGUCACUUUACGAUUCAUGGAGAAUAAUGAGUCUUUUAUGCGUAAAUGGAAAACCUUUACUACCCUCAAGUGAAAGGGGAUUCUCAUUAUUGCAUUUUGAAUGAUACCGGUAUGUUGAUAUAAUGGCUAAUUGUUCUUAAAUUACUCCAGCUUAACAAAAUAUUGAUUAUAAUAAUGUUGUACAAUAUUGUUAUGUUAGUGUAUAAUGGACAGAUUGGCUGCCUCAUCAGUGUUCCAAUAUCAGACAUUUUCUCAUUCCUUCGACAUUUGACUUGCUGAAUUUGAGGGAGUGUAUUAGAGGAUAUUGGUUCUUAAAACAAAAUAGACUUUGACACAUUUACAUGAUGUACAUGUAGUAGAUCUGAAAAAGUAUGUGGUGAUUUUUUCUUUCUUGUAAAGUAAAUUUCCUUCAACUUUACAUAAUAAAAUUUUUAAUAACUCCUAUCUGCAUAGUGAGUUGUUGAAAUUUUAAGAGCUUCAUUUUAUUGGUUAUUCUUACCUUGAUGGACAUGGCAUUUAUUACUAUCCCUUUUUAAUUAAGCAGCUAUUCACUUCCAUACACGCCAAUAAUAUUCCGGUUAUCUGUAAAGCUAAACUAUUUCAGUCUCUCAUACAGUAGUCUUUCUCAUGUAUGUUUUAAUUUAACUGGUGAAGGAAUAUAUAAAUAUGUACUUUGCUCUUUUACUUUUUGCCUCUUGAACAGUGAAAAUAGAGAAGUACUUGCUAAAGCUAAUUUGGCCUAAUAAUAACCUUUUAUUUUUUUAGAGACGAGAGAAUACCAAAUCUCGCACAUCUAUGCGAGAAAAGCUCGUAGAGAAACAAAAGGCAGUAGAUGAACAUGAAAGCAACUUCACAGCUGGUCGUGUCAAUGUUCAGGAACGUUAUCUUCACAGGACUGGAAUACGAGGAAGAAAGAGCUGGAUAUUCUUUGCUGUUUUAUAUAUUCUAACACUUAUUGUGAUUGUAAAUCUUGUGGUAAGUAGACUUAAGACUUACAGUAAAAUAAUUUUGGCCUGAGUGGUACAUGCCUGUCUGAACUCCUGUUUUACAUGUAUCAGGAGUACCCCGGCCCAUCACGUGUAUGGAGUCUGUUUCUAGUCAAAUACAUUGUCCAUUUAGAAAAAGUGCUGAGGAAGGUGUCACAAUAAUUGGCCUUAGGUCAGCAAAGGGGUGAAAUGCCUUCAAAGACUGUUGUGAAGCCCUGUGCUGGUUGUUGCUGAGUGAUAGGAGAUUAUACUGUUCCUUGAUUGAAUUCAAAGUAGACAGACUGCAAAUUAUAGUAGUUGCUGAAAAUAUGUCUUCUUGUCCCAACUGUUCAUCAUUAGGAUGCCUAAAAUGCAUGCAAUUCCACAAUUGGUUUCGGCUCCAUUAAAUCCUAUACCAAUUGCAGAACAUUUUAGGAGGAGCCACCCACCGUGUGAGCACAGUCGCUGACAACACAUAUAUAAGUGAGGAAAAUAACGCGAAGCAAAACUAAGACGUUAUUAAAUGAACUAAAUGUACACGUAACUGUAUUUGAAUUAAAUAAUCUCUGUUUUUGUGAUUGCUUUGAGCUUGCUUCCAAGGUUACCAGAUCCAAUCACAGCUACAAGUUACAAGUAAAAAUGGGCAAAUUGUAACUGUUAUAAAUACUCUUUCUUUGUUAGAAUGGUGCGUGAAUGGAACAAUUUGCCCUGCUACAUUGUGGAGGCUGGAAAUUUAAGACGUUUUAAGGCUAAUAUUAACUCAUACAUGUUUAUAAUUUUGUAAUUUCAUUCUUUUUCAUCAUGAAUUUUUAUUCCUCUUAGAUAAUGUUUUGAUUUUUUAAUUUUUAUUUUUUAGGAAGUUAAUUCAUAUAGGGUCCACCUCUUUACUGCGCCUUUCACAAACAUGCGAACUCUAAAGUUCAAAAGCCGCCUUGACAAUUGCAUUUUUCGGUGCUGUCAAUCAUAAUAAUAUUACGAUCACAAGCAAAGAACCUUGAAACACAGAAACACACAAAACGGAUUGAAAUCUAACAAUCAUAAAUCACAAACCAUGACCUUUUGAACCCAUUAAAAUAAAGUUUUGCUUCCUAAGAGGUCCAUUAAGAUGAUUGACGGCAGUGAAAAACGCAGUCGUGAGUUGGCUUGGAACUUCAGAAUUCGCAUGUUUGUGAAAAGUGCAGUAACUUCCUUUGUGGGGUGUCAUUUCUGUAUUUUCAUUUUUAUGAUACCUUGAAUAUAGUAUGUAUGUAAAGAUUUAUAUAGACACUGUUGCUUGCAAAAUCAUUUCAAUGCAAUUACAACAAAUGUUUUUUGGGCUUUAGAUGCUUGCCUUGUUGUAUAAUGUCCUACAAAUAAACAAGGAUGGUAUAAAGUGCUUAUCCUUUUUUGAGAAUAAAAUGGUUCGAUGGCCAUGCUCAAGUGACAUGAACUCAAUUACUUUGUACAAGAAUCAAGCUGGAACCUUUAAAGACCACAACUUGGUUGUAGAAUCCAAUGAGAAUAAGGUAUAGUAAAUUAAAAUAAUGAUAAUAAUACACUGUUUUCGAAAAAAGACUCAAUGUUUUCAUUGGGUUGUGUUACAGUUUUAAAGACAUGUUAAGACCCAGUAGAUUUUCACUCUCAUCACACAGAGGCUAUAACUCUUUGCAGUAUGUACUAACAUGCAAAAAGUAGCCCUUUUUGACAACCAUCCAUUCCCAUUUGAUCAGUCCUGUUACAGUUUGUGUUUAAAACAGUAGGUAGAAAACCACUACUACAUUCACAACUACUUGUAGCAGAUAAAAUUGGUGCAUAUUUCAGAACAUAAAAAAGCGUCAUUCAGAGUACAUGCCAUUUUAUUCUAAAAUUGCAAGAUAAAACUCAAGCAUCCAUGAUACACUAUAGAAAGCUAGAUGGUUUAAUGUUGGUAGAGGUUACUUCUAACAGAUCAGCAUAUAUUGUAAAAAGGAGGCCUCUGCUUGCAGGGUAAGGCUCGAAAAAAUGUCUCGUUCAGUAGUCUAAGACCAGUGGAUUUUCUUGCUGGGCAAGUUACUUUUAAAACCCAGUUACCCAAUAAGCAAGGGUCCUGCAGGGAAGUCAUCCUCUAACUAAAUAAUCGGCUAAGACAAGUUGCAAGAGGUUGCCCUGGCCAGGUGAGCAAAAUGUGAGAGCUGCUUGCCCAAAGGACAAGCUGGAAUUCAGGUUCUUUUUGAGUGCUGAAGACUGUAGAGAGAUUUAAUUUUAGACCGGCCUCAGCUCCCAUUGGAAGGUAGUGGUUUUAUUAAAAGGCAGCAAUAAGGUGUAACUGUUCUUUUUGUUCUGAACACUGAUGUCUUCUAAAGGGUUUUUACAAAAAGUCAGAACUAGGUAGCUGGAUUGGUUAAUUUGAAAAUGAAAUCUUAUCCUUUUCUCAAACUUUUAACUAAAAUCCAUCACAACCCUACACAGGGCUGUGGUCUAGCAGUGCCUGAUGGCUCCCGUUGUCUUGCUUUUGCUGUUGGGUGACUAUUAUAUGCUGUAUCAUGGAAGUCUUUAAGCCCUGGGCCAAUCAAUUCUGAUCGUUGAAGAUAGUCUAUCAUUGACUAUAAGCAACUACAAUCCUUUUAACUCAUCUGAAAUGUGAGUACUACAUGAAUUGGACUACCAAAACAGAAAAUAAGUAGAACAGUGAAGUUCAAAAAUCAUUGUUUUUGUAAAAUUUUUGCAAAGUGUAACAGAGCAUCUUUCAAUCCUUAGUUUAAAAAGUAAAAGCUUUUUUUGUUUUUAUUCCUCCACAGGUAAUUUUUCAUGGAGGACCAAGUACAAAAAGUGCAGAAGGUAUGUUUGAUAUUAUAAAAUAUAUUUUUUGCUCUUUCACACCACAUUAGGGCUGUUUAUUCGAGAGAAAAUAAGGCACGGCUUACAUAAAAUGCGAAUGGAACCAUUUAUACGAUUAUGACUUACAUAAAACGCAAACUACUCAUAUAAAUGGUUCACGGCUUGGUUUGCGGCCGGACCAGUCCAAUGUUGACAUAGUUUGUUUUGGUGCCUUAUGUAAUUUGCAGCGAUGGCUGGAGUGAGCCAAAAUGCGAAAUGAUUGGCUUUGGUCAGGAAAAUCACCAUAUUUUACCCUGUCUUUUUCAUUUCAAAGUAAUGUUUCGGUCAAGAUAAGUGCUGGGCUGUUGCGAAAUUUGUGCAGAAACCUUGACGAAAAGCUUGUCAGCGAUCAAUCAAUAGGUUUGAAUUAAGAGAUGUUCCAGUGUUGGAUGAGGUCAAUUGUACACAAAAGUUCCGUCUCUCUUGUGCAGCAGGUCAUUUUUGCGUCACUGCAGUGCACAUUUCAGAGGCUGUGCUUUAAGAAAAACUGCAGAGAGCCCAGUGCUCUGAAUUUGUGAAAUCCAGGUGGUGGAGGUCUGGGAUAUAAUAUUUGAAAACAGAGUAUGCGCAGCAGUCAUCCACAGCUUCAGCAAACCACGAACAGCGUUUGAGUCGAUUUAUACAAACACCUUUUUGUCUACGGUAAGCCCAGCCCAAAACUCCCCGGCCAGGGUAAUCUGCGGCUUGAGCUAACCGUGAACAUAGAAUUUGUCUUAUGUAAGCCGUGGCCUAUUUUCUCUGAAUAUAAACAGCCCUGUUGUCUUGUACUUGAAUAUUGUAAACCUUCCGCUUUUAAGCCCUGGGCUUAUACAACUUUGUAACGGUUUUAAGAAGGGCUUUUAAACAGGCGGCUUAUAUCCAUCAACAGUUGGACUCGAGAAGUUUACGACGAUUGUUUUAGAAACCAGUGAAAAUUUUGCAACAGUCUGAAAACCAUGUAGCACCUAAAGUGAAUCACAGGCAGGCCAGAUAUCAGCUCCAUCAGAUUCGGCAAAAGAACAAAGAAUAUUGAUGAUUUAAUGAUACGCUGCUGGAAUCAGGCUACAAAGUGCAAGUUCAGAGAUCUGAAAAUGAAUGAGUGUCUAAUAGAACAGCCUGUUGUUGGAACAAAACAGGAAAGUUCAAGGAAGGCUUUUAGAAAAAGGUAAAGCACUUUCACUUGUCAAAGCAAUUGACAUUACCCAAACACUCAAACCCAUCCUGCUGCAGUUUGAACAGCUAGGAAGGGAUCAAAAAAAAGAUAUGUAUAGAAUCAAAAAGAGCACCAGCAAUGGUAAGAAGUCUAGGCAGUGCCCUAAUUGUGGCCUGGAACAUUCUUCAAGAACCAGGGAAAGUUGCACUGUGCAUAAAUCUAAGUGUCGUAACUGCCAGAAACGAAACCAUUGGGCAAGAGUAUGUUGUACAAACCACAGCAGUUCAAGGGACAGAUCUAAAAACAGAGGGAAUUCCAGUUCCAAUUAGUGCAGAACCAGAGGCCGCCAAGGAAGAGGAAGAUCUUCAGAUGCUGGACAUAGAGAGAACAGCGCAGUUGAUUGAAAUGAGCAAUUUGAGUUAAUUACUUUCAAACCAAUUGAAGUUGAUGCAUUUGAUCCUCCAAGCGGGGAUAAUACAAGUGAUGAAGUGUUUGUUAAAGUGAAUAUUGACCUCCACACUAAAAGCAAUCGACCAUCUUCACUCGAGGAAAAAUUGGACACAAGAGCACAAACAAACCUUUUGUCUCUCAGAUUAUAUCGUCAUAUCUUUCCUCAGAAUCUAACAGUGGAUGGUCUUCCUAAGUGUGGAGCAUGGUACCAGGCUUACACAAAAUGGAACCUGCAGGAUCACAUGUUAAUUCUCAGGCUGAAAAGUGGUCACUACCUUCUUCGUUACUGAUGCAGAUAGUCCAUCUCUUGCAUGUGACCUCAACCUUAUUGUUCUGUUCUAUGCUGAAGGGUUCAGCAGGACCCUCAGACACCUGUGAGCUAGCUAUGUCCUAGUAAGCCAAACUUGAAGGAGUAACACCCAAGCCAGCCACACCCUUGGUAGCCAGGCCAAGAGGAGCCACAUGUUCACUGGCCAAACCUGAAGGAGGCACACCCUUACAACUAGGUGUAUCCAGAAAACCCACCCCUCUUCAAGACAGGGAUGAUUUGGUGAACAGAUUUCCUGAUUGUUUCAAUGGAAUUGGAAAAUGUUAGGGCCAGUACCAUAUUACAGUGGAUAAGUCAGUAACCCACAGUUGUCCACACCUGGCGACAUGUACCACUGAGCCUACAUUAUGAUAUCAAGCAGGGGCUAGCCAACAUGGUAUCGCAAAGUAUAAUUCCCAAGAUGAGUGAGGGCGAGCCAACUGCCAGGGUUAACAGCUUGGUGUGCCAAAAUUAAAAAAAAAAGAAAAACCAAAUGGCAAACUGAGAAUCUGCCUUGACCCAAGGAGCUUAACAAGGAUAUCCAAAGGGUCCCAACAGUGAAGGAAAUUCGGUUCCACGGCUCACAGGUGUGAAAUAUUUCUCAAUAGUCAAUGCGAAAUGGUGAUUUUGAAAUGUCCAUCCAUUACCAGGCUUAGUGCCAUGACAGCCACCUUACAAGAGUUGCUUAAGGGAAGGAGUGUCUUCAAAUCGACUCCAUCACACAAGUAAGCUUUUGACAUGGUUAGGAAUGCCAUCAAUGAGGAAGGUACUUUGGCUUACUAUGACCCAACCAAAGAAGGUACCUUCCUGGUGGAUGCCUCAAUAAAGGGUUUCAGAGAUUCUCUUCUUCAAGACAAAAAGCCAACUGCAUUUGCCAGCAAAGCCCUAACAGAUGCAGAGUCGCAAUAUGCUGACAUCAAGAGGGAACUCCUGGAUGUAGUGUAUGGCUGCGAGUGGUUUCACCCUUUUUUAUAUGGCCAAAGCAUUGUUACAGGCAAGGAAAUGCAGAAUGCUGAUGCAUUAUCAAGGCUAUCACUUGAUGUGAAGACUCCUUUGUCUGUGUGUGUCCUUAGUUCUCCUAUGUGCGCUUGCAGAGAAUUCAACUGGAAACUGCCAAAAACAGAGCUUUGCUGCUCUUGAGGCAUAUGAGUUUAAUGAUUGGCCCACAACAGAAAAGCAGUUUCUACCAUUGGUUCAACCCUACUGGACCUAUCAGAAGGAGUUAUCUGUCAAAGAUGGUCUGCUUCUGAAAGGUCAGCAGAUUGUUAUUCCCAAGACACUCUAGGGAAGCAUUUAAAGUGAGGUACAACCUUAGAUAUUCAACCAGUCUGGCAGUUUGACAAUAUUAUUAGUUUGCUGCAUGUCCUGUAGUGCCCUCCAGAACCUGGUCCUGAGAUGACAGGUUGACUGAUUGGGCUGCCUGUGUCUGAAAUGACACUCUGGUUUGUUUUCAAAACUCUGUUGCUUGACUUGGGUGCUCCUGAAGCUGACCUUCUCCCUAAGUCAAACCUUACCAGUCUGUCUCUUUGGCCUGGACUUGUAGGUGACCCUCAGAUCUUUGACUGGUGUGGAGACUACAUAAGAUUUAUGAAUUCCCUGGAUCUUGUCUUGUAUCAAUGCUGGCUUGAUCUGAUUCCUGGGUUCUUGGGUUCUCAACUGCUACCCUCUGACCUUUUUCAAGGCUUGGUAACACCUUGGUGUGUUAAGUGUAAUAGUGCUUCUUGUAACAAUAAGCAUUGUUUGCUAGUAGCCUCAUUCCAGUGUCAACUUAAGAGACGAGCAUUUUGCAUAUCGAGGCGGUUGGUGCAAUACUUGGUGGGAGAUAUUAAACAAGAAUUGGUUUCUUGAGCGGUGUGAUUUCUUCAUGACUAAACACGUCUAUUGAGCUUGUUUCACCUGCAACCUACUGAUAAUAUCAUCAGUAUUUGGACUUUCUUUUUCUUGCAAUGUAUCACCCAAAGCAUCUCUGCUAGGCCUGGUAUCUUACUUUUGAAAGGAUUUGUUUGAAGUCUUGAGAGUGCUAUGUUGGAGUCUGAAUGAGUUCUCUUUGCUUGCUUCAGGGUUCUCUUGACAAUCUUGACUUGACUCUUGAUGAAGCCAUUGCUGCCUGAAUAUUAUUGGGAGAAAUUGUGACAUGGCUGAACCCAUAUUCCUUUGCAAAUUUACAAUAGUAGCUUUGGGAAUGUGGGCCAUUAUUGUCCCUCACAAUUUGUGGAAUGCCUUACUCACUGAAUAUUUGCUUUGUUAGAUCAAUAGCAACCUUACUUGUGUUCUGGUGUCUGGGUAUCUUUCUUACAAAGGAAACCUUAGAAAAAAAAUCAGUAAUUAUUGGGUAUUCAUCAUCAUCCACGUAGAACAGAUCAGUUCCCACUGUAUGUCAAGGCCUGGUGGUACCUCUGUCUGAAUUAGCAGUCGCCUUGCCAGCUUAGGUUGGAGUUCUUAAAAGACUUUGUAUGACUGAGUCAAUUCCUCAAUGUCCUUAGGGUUGAACCAAUGAUGGAAGCCGCUUUACUGUUGUGGGACAACCAUUAAAAACGUCUUCACUUUUCUUAAUAUGCCUCCGUGUACUUUCAUCAUUCAACAGUACAUCAGUUUUUUUUUCUUUACCUUAGCUGUUAUAGUUUUCCAAUCACUUUUAACAAAACAAACUGCUUGCCAACUUGCUUUCCAGUGCAUGUGGGCCCUGAUAAAACAGAGAUUCAUGCAAAACGAGGCUUCAGAUUUGUUGAUCCAUAUGAAAAAAAGACCAUUCUGAACUUGAAUGGUAGUGUGUGGCAUAUCAAACCAGAGUCAGUCAAAGCAUCUACAGUUACAGGAGACUCACUGGUGACACAUCGAGUAAGAUCAGUAGUUAGAUUCCUAGUGAUAAUUAUACUGGUUUACAGUCUGUAGUCCACUAUUCAAGUCCUUGCUUAUACCAUAAACUAUCUAAAAAGGGCCCCUUUUGAACAGUCAAGAUAAAGUAUGUUUCCUCAUCCCUAAUAAGCCCCUACUCCAUAAUUACCACGAUUUGAUUUGUUUCAUUUGCGAAAAGAAUAACCAUUGUCUUAAUGAUUCUGUAAAGAUUCCACAAACUCAAAGGUUUGAUGUAAGGUAGCUGACUGUUAGAACAAGUUUGCAGAACCACAGCCAGUAUUCGCACAAAGUGGCUGUAAAGUAUCUUUCUAGUUCUGUUUUUUCCUUGAUUUGCACAUUGCCCUAUGGUGAUUUUCAUAUGCUUUGAACAGUCCUGAUAGUAAUAUGACAAAGUUAGUUGCCAAGGGUUGCCACUUCAGUUUUCAAUAAGACCGCUACAAAAUUUCUCAAAGAAAAUUACCCACUUCUGCCCUCCUGCUUAGGGGCAAAUUAGAUAGGUUAUGGUAAAAGAAAUACACGUAUGUACACUGGAGAGACAUUAAGGAUGCCUCAGCUGGCAUUGCAACAAAAUUAAUGAUAUUUAGUUACCAGUAUAUGCAUUAUUAAUACUUUGUUAUAUGUUAGUUAAGUACAAGAAAGCAGUAGGCAAAAAUUAUCAUUUUAAAAAUGGGUACAGCGGAAAAAUUGGAAAAACAGUAAUAGGUACAUUUAUUAGAAACAUGAGGACUGAAGUCUGUUAGCCAAAAAUGAAUGUUCCUAGCAAGAUCAGAGUCUGAAAAUGAGUUGUGACUAAUAUUCUCCUUUGUUAUUGUGAUGUAAACAUGCAAGUAUGGAGGCAUUUUCAGUCAUCAUGUAUCCUGCACCCUUGAGGUUGCUGAUAAUCAAUUAUCACCGGUCUGCAUUUUUCUUAAGAUCUUGCAGAAGCCAAAUCCAAUUAUUGGUUAUUACUAGCAUUACCAUUUAUGUAUCAAAUAAUAAACUGUGAAGUAUGUUUAAUUCGUAUGUAGGUUGUAAGUGAUGAGAACCAGAAUCUGACAGUGACAUCUGAAGAAGCGAUUUCAGUGGAGGGACAUGAAGGAGUGUUCUUUGAUGGUAAAACGGUGCAGUUCAUUGCUAAGACAGAUGUGGACAUUUCUUCUUCACAAGCGGUAACUAAAUUUGUCACUUGAUGCGUUUAUCUUAACAUUGCGGUGACUCUUAAAGUUUAAUCUCAUCAAUUUUUUGACUCUGUUAAUUUUCCUUCAAUCUUAGGGAAUUGAAUUUGUAGCCAAUAAAGGAGUCCAGUUUAUUGGUUUCCCUGGUCCUUCACCUGCCUUAUCAAGUUCAGGUAUAGAACGUUACAAACUGUGUGCCUGUAUCAACACUGGAGAACUCUUUCGUGUGUUGGUUACUUUAAAUGGCACUUCAUGUUCUACAGAAGAGCCUGUUUGUUAAUCACGAAGGUUAUAAUAAGUAAUUAAUGAGAUGAUGUCCAGAUAAUGCUCAUGUGCUGCCACCACACGACUGUAAUGGAUGCUGGCACCUUAAUGGCAUUUUGUUAAGGUCAUAGAAAGCCUAAGUUUACCUUUUAUUUACUCCUUCUGAGAACUACAGUUUAGUUCCUCCUUUUUCAAUCAAUAUUUUUAUACAAUUCUGAAUUUUAUAAUGGGUACGUAUGGUUUCUUGUCUGACUGAUAGAAAUGGGCAAAGAUCUUUUUUUGUACUAUCAUAUUUCUCGGAGUAUGUGCAAUGUACCAUGAAAAUAGUUAUGUGUAAUUUAUUUUGUACUUUUUAUCUUGAGGCAAUUAUAACUAUGGGGUGACUACUAAACAAGCACUUAUAGCUUUUGGGGUUUUGUUGUUCCUUGAGUUUAUAGAAUUUAGUAUUAUUUAUAGUAUUUUGAACCACUGUUUUCAAACCGAGAUUUGAAUGGUUACAAUCUAAAAGUUUUAUAACAACAUUGUAGUAAGGCUCAGUCAUGGCAACCGUUUAAGGGGUUCCAUGGAUAACCACGGAAGUAAUGGGGAGAUGUUUUAUUGAAUAGCCUGCUGAAGCAUUUUGGGUGUCUUGCUGUCAAUCACACUUGAUUGUCAUAGCCAAUACAAUUUUUGGAAUGUGCUUGACUAAAAAGCUGCUUAUAAGUAGUAAUUAGAGAACAUAGAGUAUAGUUUUCAGAGGGAUACUGGGAAUGCAAACGAUGCUGGUAAGAAUAAGUGAUACUCCUGAAUGAUACAAUAAUUGAUGCAAUUAAAUCAGUACAAUGACAUCAAUGACAAACUCUGAGAUGAUAGGUCUUUUUGGAUCUCCUUCAACUCCGUGACAGACGUUUGAGAGUCCAGAAUUUCAGUUACCCUUGAAAAUGAAAGGCUUCCGUUUUUAUAACGGGAGAAACAUCGAUCUUGACGGAAAGUUGUUCAUUUAGUGCUUUUGUCCUUAAAUAUUUUCAGUUUGUUCCGACUGUCUGUUUUAAAAUCUUUUCACUAUCCCAUUCCUUCUGACACUUACAAAUAGAUUUUUCUUCUAAUGGUCUUGCAUCGUUUUUGUAUUUCGAGAAACUCAAGUAUAUAUUCUACAUUGUAAUGGAAGAAAGGAAGACAAACUGGCUCUAGAAGGUAUUUUGUGUAAAGGCUAAUAGCAAAUAGUGUUUCGCUAGCAGUAUAAAGGAUUUUCUGUAUUUCCUGGUCUAAAAAAGGUGCAUGGAUAAUAAAUAUUUCCUAAUAAAUUAUAUAGAGUGGUAUUUUUUCACGCUUAAGGAAUAUUUAACAUUUGUAUGUAUCAUAUUAAAUUUAGUGACUUGUUAAAGUUAAAGGCCGAUAUUUUGUAGUCUUUUGAUGU